CGAAGUGAAUUGCUGCCAAUUGUUGAGGCUUGCCUUUGGAUUAUUAUUUUUUUUUUUAUUAAAUUGAUGCCGAUGCAUAUGCAGUAGUUUAAUGAAACGCAAUUGAAACAAGGUGUGCUGGCGCAAUGGAUCAGUUCUCGCACGACUUGACCCUCGCCCUGGAGGAGACCUCGCUCAUGGACAGGGCGUGCGGCGUUGGUAGGUGGGGCCCACGUCGAAGAACUCGAUCAACGGGUAAUUUGCCUUGUGCGCCGCAGCCAACGGAAGAUUCGUCGAGCAGUCCCACAGACACGUUAAAUGCACACGGGCAUGGCCACCAUCCCAGUGCGAAUGUGGAUGGCCUGGAAGCACACACACACACACAUACACACAAUACAAUGCUGCCGGCUAGCGACUCGGACGAGAAAGCCGAGGCAAUGCUGCCCCUCCGCUUGCCUGGUAAGACUCUCAACGCAGCCGCAGCUGCAGCUGUUCGCAUGGGAAUGGGAGCCCUCGAGUCGGACUCUUUGAACGAGACCAAUUUCAGUCCUGCUCGGUUCUACAAACCAAACUCGCGUCGGAAACGAAAGAUUAAGCGCAUGUCUAUGGAGUUUGAAUUCAGCAAGGAGACUAAUUUGGCGGUGUCACCGCACAGUUUCAUCGAGUCACCAGUGUAUCCGGGUAUGCUUAGCGCUGGAACUGGAACUGGCAACCCUGGAUGUGUCUCCAGCAGCACGAGCACAGUGCGUAAGCGUGUGCUCAAGACGGAUAGUGGCAAUCGCUCGAAUUUGUUUUUCUGUGGCAAGCGUAAGCGUUCCAACCGCGAUCGUUAUAAUGAGCACGAGCAGGGAGCAGGUGGCCUAGGUACCGGUAUCGGUACAUGUAGUGGAUCUAGUAAACUGCACUCUACGAGCAUGCCGCGUUAUACGCACAUGGAGGAAUAUCAUCGGAUGCGUCCACGAAGCUACUCAUCCACAUCAAAGCCACACAGCGACCGUCUGUUGCCGCUCAACAAGGGGCUGCUAUCCAAGAUCAAUCGCAUUGCGCAAUCGCAACCGCAACAAUCACAAAAGACUGACAAUACAUCAUCGAACAUGGAGCAGGGUCAGGAACUGGAACAAUGCCAAGCGCUGCCCAACACGGAUGCAGCCGAGCUGCAGCAGGAGCUCAAUGAGUGUGCGGCAGCUGCGGCUGUUGGUGACUUUAGCAUGGAAACGCUUGUGCCUGUCAGUGAUAUUGAAUCGCUGCUGAAUACGCCGAUGCCACCGGAAAAUGCUGGUGCGGAUUAUCAUGCUCAUCGCAACAAGUCUCACCAUGGUAGCAUCCACGGACACGGCCUAGGUGUCUUAAAGUCACACCGCAGACGCCGUUUUUGCCAGACACCGCAACCGUUACAGGUGCAGUCGAUGGACUGCAGCGAACUGUACGAUUUCCUCAGCUCCAGCUCGCUGAGCUCCUCAUCGGACAGCGAGGACGGCCAUCGGCGGCAUGACACUGAUCGCGAGGGUGACGACGAGCUCACCGAUUGGCCGGGCAAUGAGUUUGGACCAGGUGGCAAAUACGAUCCCAAACGUAAGCUGACCAAGAAAUCGUUGCUGCCACAAAUACGUUCUGACGACACCAUUGGGGAGGAUGACACGCUCAUGUCCGGCACUGAAGCAACAGCUACUACCACAUUCAUUGAGAGCUGCGCUGGCGGCACCUCACAGUCGCCCACGCAGCAGGAUGCACUCCAGGAUCUGUCCCGGUUUCAGCCGACGGCCUGCUCGGAGCCGAUUGAGAUUUGUGGAGGAGGCGCUAAUCGGAUCAAUCGCAGCGUUGGCCUUAACGUUGACGUUAACGUUUGCUUGGACAUGGAGAGCAAUAUGAACGGCAUGCCGCCCAUUAAGCAGAUCGAGAGCGAAAUGUCCGGUGAGACGUCGAAUCCAUUCCUCUCCUCGUCACCGCCCAUGCAAGUGCAGGAGGUGCGUGAGAUACGCGCCGGCUGUAGGCGCAUCAACGGCGACCGUCCAGGAUUCAGCAUCAAGCUAAGCGUUAACGAACGCCUGGCGCGCUUCCUGCAGGAUCCGCGCCAGACCCAAAUCCGGCUGCCGGACAUUGAGAUCUAUGAGCACGAUAGCCUUCUAAAUUUAUCCACCCUCUAUUCCCUCAACAUGAUCGUGGAGCACGGCUGCACGGUGCUAACCAAAACGAGAAACACAACGCAGUCUGUCCACGUUGAUCCGCAGCGCAGUCUGCAGCAGCGUCAGGGUCAGGGUCAGGAUCUCUUCAGUGAUUUCAAGCGGCGCUGCUACGGUGACAAUGGAGAAGACCCCAACUCUGAUAUCCCUGAUAUCCCUGAUAUCCCUGCUAUUCAUGCUGUCCAAGCUGUCCAUGCACCUACUGCUACUGCCGCUGCUGCCACCGCUGCUGCCUCCGAGCUGCUGCCCAAGAAAUGAAGUGAAUUGAAUCCAAUUACCAUCGCAAAAAUGCGACAUGCGACAUCACUCGGAAAUUCUAGGAGCUUCCUCGGGUUAAUUUGUGCAACUUUUAGCCUAUUUAUUAAGCUGCUUUUAAUGCGUUUGUAUAGUGUCGCUUUUUACGAGUUUGUAUGUACAUCGGUCUAUGUAUAUAUAUAUAUGUAUGUAGUAUCUACUAUAUAUCAACUAUAUUGUAUCUUGUUUAGGAGCAAGCGCAUGCGAGUCAUCCAUCAGAAUCGGUUGCCUCUAUUCCCCUAUGCCUUGACGUUGAUAUAUUUGUAUUAAUAUCUGAAGAAGGCACGGCUCUCUUUCUGCCAUAUGAGACAGACAGAGAGCAAAACGAGAUAGACAAAGAUGGAUAUAGAGGGCAAAUUGGGUGUGAAAUGUUAUUCGCCAUGCACUUGUCCCACUGUACAAAUAUUAUUAUUAUUUGAAACUUGUUCCAUAAGAGGAACUAUGGAAAUGCAUAUAAUUGAUUGUAUUGUGUAUGUGCACAUAAUUAUUAUAAUAAUUGUUUUAUAUAAAUACCUAUCAUAAACAUAUUUGUAAUUGGUGUAAUUGUAAUUAUACUCCAGAAAGUACAGUCCAGUACGUGUAAUUAUCUGCAGAAUAUAUAUUAUGAUGCUGAAACAGUCAUUGAUUGACUUUGAAAA
Drosophila innubila is the source of this 3091-nucleotide messenger RNA. RefSeq lists its product as uncharacterized. The transcript has 4 exons. Bases 126 to 2417 code for a protein of 763 amino acids. The record is from RefSeq and is a predicted model, not a curated record. Lineage: Eukaryota; Metazoa; Arthropoda; Insecta; Diptera; Drosophilidae.